CACCUGCAGCCCCAGCAAGUCCCAAACACGCCAGCCAAGUGACGGGCCAUGGAAGCCACAGAUGCCUCCAGAAGCAAUGGGGCCAGCCCGGAAGCCAGGGAUGCCCGCAGCCCCCUGGGCCCCAAUGGCACCCUGGAGAAUGGGGCCAAGGCCGAAGGCCAAGAUGCCAAGACCACCAACGGGCACGGCGGGGACGUGGCCGAGGGCAAGAGCCUGGGCGGUGCCCCGAAGCCAGGGGAGGGCAAGAGCUCCCUGUUCUCAGGGAACGAGUGGCGGCGGCCCAUCAUCCAGUUUGUCGAGUCUGUGGACGACAAGGGCUCCAGCUACUUCAGCAUGGACUCUGGGGACGGCAAGAGGUCCCCCUAUGCUGGGCUCCAGCUGGGGGCCGGCAGGAAGCUGCCCCUCUCCUUCGCCGAGAAGGGGGAGCUGCGCAAGUCCAUCUUCUCGGAGCCCCGAAAGCCCACGGUGUCCAUCGUGGAGCCCGGGGAGGCCCGGCGGAACAGCUACCCCCGGGCUGACGGUGGCCUCCUGCUGCGCUCCAAGUCGGGCUCCGAGGAGGUCCUAUGUGACUCCUGCAUCGGCAACAAGCAGAAGGCCGUCAAGUCUUGCCUGGUGUGCCAGGCCUCCUUCUGCGAGCUGCACCUUAAGCCCCACCUGGAGGGCGCCGCCUUCCGAGACCACCAGCUGCUCGAGCCCAUCCGGGACUUCGAGGCCCGCAAGUGCCCCCUGCACGGUAAAACCAUGGAGCUCUUCUGCCAGACGGACCAGACCUGCAUUUGCUACCUCUGCAUGUUCCAAGAGCACAAGAAUCACGGCACGGUGACCGUCGAAGAGGCCAAGGCCGAGAAGGAGACAGAGCUGUCCCUGCAAAAAGAACAGCUGCAGCUCAAGAUCAUCGAGAUUGAGGAUGAAGCUGAGAAGUGGCAGAAGGAGAAGGACCGCAUCAAGAGCUUCACCACCAGUGAGAAGGCUCUCCUGGAGCAAAACUUCCAGGAUUUGGUGCGGGACCUGGAGAAGCAAAAGGAGGAAGUGAGGGCUGCACUAGAACAGCGGGAGCAGGAUGCCGUGGACCAAAUAAAGGUGAUCAUGGAUGCUCUGGACGAGAGGGCCAAGGUGCUGCAUGAGGACAAGCAGACCAGGGAGCAGAUGCAAAGCAUCAGUGACUCGGUGCUGUUUCUGCAGGAAUUUGGUGCAUUGAUGAGCAAUUACUCCCUCCCCCCACCCCUACCCACCUACCAUGUUCUGCUGGAGGGGGAGGGCCUGGGACAGUCACUUGGCAACUUCAAGGAUGACCUGCUCAACGUGUGCAUGCGCCAUGUUGAGAAGAUGUGCAAGGCAGACCUGAGCCGUAACUUCAUCGAGAGGAACCACAUGGAGAACGGGGCUGACCAUCGCUACAUGAGCAACUACACUAACAGCUAUGCGAGCGAGUGGAGCACACCUGAUACCAUGAAGAGAUAUUCCAUGUACCUCACACCCAAGGGUGGGGCCAGGACAGCCUACCGGCCGGGGUCCCCCAGCCGCCUCUCCAAGGAGACCAAUCAGAAGAACUUCAACAAUCUCUAUGGCACCAAAGGUAACUACAGCUCCAGGGUCUGGGAAUACUCCUCCACCAUUCAGAACUCUGAGGACGGGCCUGCAGUCCAAGGCAGCUCCUCCUUCUCCCUGAAAGGCUAUCCUUCCCUCAUCAGGAGCCAAAGCCCCAAGGCCCAGCCACAGACUUGGAAAUCUGGCAAACAGACUUUGCUGUCUCACUACCGGCCCUUCUAUGUCAACAAAGGCAAUGGGAUGGGGUCCAAUGAGGCCCCGUGAGUUCCAGACAGGCAGCACACCGAGGCCCUGGCACCCCUGCCCUCCCCGGCUGAUCCUGCUGCUCUUGCUACUGUGCUCAUCUGCGUGGAAGGGGGACCCCCUCCUCCUCCCCCCCAUCAGCCAGGCCCCAUCCAGGCCCCUCUCUAGCUUUGGGACUUCUAAUGGUCACCAUCUCUCCUGUGUUCAGAGACCAGCCAUCGCAGGGGUGGGAGAUAGGUGGGCUUCUCUCCCCUAACCCACCACCCUCCUCUUGGGUGGGACUGCCAGCGCCCACGUGGUGGCAGCCUGCCUCUCCCACCCAUGCCCCUGCUGUUGUGAGGCCUGUUGGCCGUUUCUCUCUAAGAAUCCUUCCCCGUGAUGUGGUCAGUAGGUGCUUGGCCAGGAUAGUUGCCCGUCUCCCAUCCACGUCGGCCCAACUUCUCCUUCCCACCAGCCCGGCCCCAUCAGGAGACCGGCCCUCAGUGCCCAGCCUGGCCGAGCCCGCAGCCCGGGGCCGCCGUGGAGGGGAAGCUCGAAGCGUCUCAGCAGCAUCCCCACCUUGCCGGGAGUCACUGUAACCGCGCGGAGUCCUGAGGUCCCUGGGGAUGGGCUCUCCUGGCUGCAAGGAUGGUCUUAGCCAAGAUAGGUCCCUCCUCUACCUGCUGAGAUAAGCAAUUCCCUCAACAUGAUGUAAUCCAUCCAUGAACAUAGUUCGUGGCCCAGCUGCCCAAGGGACAUGCCAUUUCCCUCUGGAAUCCCGGUCAUCCUGCUGUUCUGUGUCCUCCCUGGCGACGGCACGUGAGCAGGCCGGGGACGGUGUGUCUCGGCUGGUCACUUGCAAUUUCCAGGUAACUGCUGCUGUUAUUUCUAAGGGUAGCUUACCCACCACCCCCCACCCUCAUCCACUGCCCCCAUCCGUCUUCCUCCUCCCUCUGACUACCUUCCAUGUCCCACGCUGCCAUGGGGCGCAGGGCCUGGAGAGGGACCAAAGUAGGAGCAGCAAGGUGGGGCCCUUCCUCCUCUCACCAUCCCUCCCAAGGGCCCU
Zalophus californianus (California sea lion) is the source of this 2836-nucleotide messenger RNA. It is a transcript of the gene TRIM29, whose product is annotated as tripartite motif containing 29. Lineage: Eukaryota; Metazoa; Chordata; Mammalia; Carnivora; Otariidae. The record is from RefSeq and is a predicted model, not a curated record. Gene Ontology annotation, molecular function: zinc ion binding. The coding region runs from base 49 to 1812 and encodes 587 amino acids. The transcript is spliced from 9 exons.